Molecule: messenger RNA, 4560 nt
Organism: Pseudogymnoascus verrucosus
Lineage: Eukaryota; Fungi; Ascomycota; Leotiomycetes; Thelebolales; Thelebolaceae
Exons: 5
Coding region: 221-4324 (1367 amino acids)
Biological process (GO): chloride transmembrane transport; potassium ion homeostasis; cell volume homeostasis
Cellular component (GO): membrane
Molecular function (GO): potassium:chloride symporter activity
Source: RefSeq, a predicted model, not a curated record
AGCUUCGAAAGCUCAUGCCAAGAGUCAAAUUCAAAGAAUAGCUACUGGUUCCCUUAGCUAUCCCACCUUUUCAACCUGCACAAUAACUACUCGAGUACUAUCACGAUGAAAUCUUUAUAAUUGUGCUAUUCUUACUUUCCGUGGCUCAAGGCCCAUUCGAUCAUUGGCUGUCGUGCUUGCCUAGAUUUGUAUUUGGACUCUAUCGCCGAAGUGAGGGGCAAUGGCUCCUGGGAACGACCAUCCUCCGACGAACCGACCAACAUUUCAGACUCGAACUGCGGUAGAUGCUUCUGGCGAGUUGAAUAGGCGGUUCUCCGUUUUUGUGGACGACUCUGCUCCAUCUCAGGAAGCCCAGUUGGGCAGCGAUGGACCUGCUGGUAGCAAUGAGCUUCCGGGCCCUGGCACCUCAAAGGGCGGCGGCAGUAUCUUGUCGUCGCCAUUCAACUUUACAAAGCGAGUUUUGAAUAUCCACAAUGGCUCCAGCGCGACCGAGACCACGCCGUUACUGCGAAAGCGAACAACGGCCAACGGGCAGAAAUCACAAGCAUCACCGACACGGGCAGACCUACACACAGACCAAAGAAAUCCUGAUGGCGAUGAUAAGCGAACAAAGCCUGGGCUGGGCCCAAGGCCAGUUGGAGGUUCUGACAAGCUUGGGACUUUCUCAGGAGUGUUCGUACCAACAUGUUUGAAUGUGCUGAGCAUUCUUAUGUUUUUGCGUUUUGGGUUUAUAUUAGGCCAAGCAGGAGUUCUUGGUAUACUAGGAAUGCUCGUGGCCGCUUAUUCCAUCGAUCUCAUAACGAUAUUCUCUCUCUCUGCAAUUGCAUCGAACGGCACAGUUCGUGGAGGGGGGGCCUAUUAUCUCAUAUCAAGAUCACUGGGCCCAGAAUUCGGAGGUGCAAUAGGGCUCGUCUUUUACAUGGGCCAAGUCUUCAAUACUGGUCUAAACGCAGUUGCGUUGGUUGAUGCCAUUCAAAAUAAUAUUGGUGCAGCCACCGGAGACUGGGCUCGAAUCUUACCAGAAUCUCAAGGCUAUAACUAUCUGUGGGCCACUGUCGUGCUUCUUGUAUGCACGGGCAUAUGCCUUGCAGGAAGCGGCGUCUUUGCUCGUGCCAGCAAUGGCUUGCUUAUCAUUUUGCUCAUUUCCACUAUGAGCAUCCCAUUUUCUGCAUUGGUUAUGGCACCAUUCGAGAGCCGGCAACUUGGCAUUCAGUUUACUGGAAUGAGCUUGGCUACUUUCAAAGGCAACCUUUUCCCUCGUUUUACCAAAGGCGCUGCUGGCAGCCAGUCAAAGGGACGAGAAAGUUUCCAAGGGCUUUUUGGCAUUCUAUUCCCAGCAACUUCAGGAAUAUUUGCUGGCGCAAGCAUGAGCGGAGAUCUUAAACAUCCUAGCAAAGCUAUUCCGAAAGGCACUUUAUGGGCCUUGGCUCUAACAUUUGUUUCGUACACACUUGUUAUACUGUCAUUGGCCUGCACGGUGACCAGAGCCUCAUUCGUUGCGGAUAUCAAUAUUAUUCAGGAUACGAACGUUUCUGCGGUUCUGGUUUUGGCAGGAGAGUUUGCAACCACCUUCUUUUCAACAUUGAUGGGUGUUAUCGGAUGUGCUAAGCUUAUGCAAGCUCUUGCUCGAGACGAGCUCUAUCCUGGGCUAAGCAUCUUUGGACAAGGAACUAAGAAAGGCGACGAGCCUGUAUAUGCGAUUUGCUUCACUUAUCUCGCAGCGCAGAUUGUCAUGCUGUUUGAUAUCAACCAGAUUGCGUCAUUGAUCACCAUGGCAUACCUGAUGACAUUCCUGGUCAUGAAUUUAGCCACAUUCCUCCUCAAAAUAGGAUCUGCACCCAACUUCCGACCAUCUUUCCACUUUUUUAGUUGGCAAACCGCUUUUCUCGGUGCUGUUUUCUCUGGCACUGCAAUGAUUUUUGUUGAUGGGGUUUACGCUAGCGUUUGCGUGGCAAUUUUAAUAGUAUUGUUCCUCCUGGUACACUACACUUCUCGACCGAGAAGCUGGGGCGAUGUUUCCCAGAGUCUGAUUUACCAUCAAGUUCGAAAGUACCUUCUCCGUUUGAAGCCAGAGCACGUCAAGUUUUGGAGACCACAAAUCUUACUGUUUGUGAAUGACCCGCGGCGACAAUACAAACUUAUACAGUUCUGCAACUCCAUGAAGAAGGGCUCUCUAUAUAUACUGGGCCAUGUAGUUGUAAGCGAUGAUUUUGGGCGUGCGGUACCAGAGGCGAGACGCCAACAGGUCGCCUGGUCUAAAUAUAUCGACUUUUCAAACGUCAAGGCUUUCGUCAAUAUAGCAAUUUCCCCUACCUUGGAAUGGGGUGUGAGAAAUUUGUCCCUGAGUGCCGGGCUUGGAGGAAUGAGACCGAAUAUCGCCGUUAUUGGAUUCUAUAAUAUGGAUGACUUGAAUAAAUCCAAGUCUACAACACUGUCAUCGCCGAAGGAUACUGCUGGUACACAAACACCAUCAGAUGCAUAUGGCCAGGACGCUCCAAAGGACGGCCCAUCAGACGACACUAGCGGCUUAAAACUGGCGGCGCAGCUUCCAACUGACUCAUGCCAAACAGAGAGCACCACCAGUAUCAUGAGCUAUGUUACUGUUCUCGAAGACUUGUUGCUGCGCCUACAGAUCAAUGUUGCCGUCGCUAGGGGAUUUAACGGCCUCGAGAUUCCAAACCCUAAGGGCCAUAACAAGAAGAAAUAUAUUGAUCUCUGGCCUAUCCAGAUGUCCGCUGAAAUUGCUGCCGAUGGGCCAAUGAAGGCGAACUUGCUGACGACAAACUUUGAUACUUAUACCCUUAUCUUGCAACUCGGAUGCAUUCUUAACACAGUCCCAAGUUGGAAAAAGUCAUAUAAACUACGGGUAGCCGUCUUCGUGGAGUAUGAGACUGAUGUGGAGGAAGAGAGAAUACGUGUCAAUAGCUUGUUGGAAAAUCUUAGGAUCCAGGCCGAGAUUAAGGUCUUCUGGCUAGCUUCAGGAUCUCUUCCGACAUACGAAAUUAUUGUCAAUGGCAACAGCCCAGGCCCAAAGGCUGAGGCCGAAGUUGAUGAGUGUCUCAAGGACCAAGAGUGGUGGGAAGAAAUGCAAAACAUCAGAGGGAAGAGAGGGCAACCAUUGGGAAGCGGGCUAGGUCUUAAUGUGGAGAACCUGCUCGGAUCGUCUGCUUGGCCAGACGCAUCGUUCCAGCAGGGACCGAGGCAUGAAAAGGUUGAACGGUUCCUGGGCCUGAGGAAUCUUCUGCACAAAUCGAAGAGAAGACGCACCAUGAGCGGUUUCAGCAAGUUGGGUGUCAAUCUUGGCAUGCGUGCUCAAAGAUUACCUGCUCAACUUACGCACCGAGCCAGCUCAGAGCGUGAUUAUAGCGACUCGGAAAGUAGCAGCGAUGAUUCUGAUGAGGAUAACGACGACGAUCAGAGUAUUGCCUCUGAGGCCGACGCUGACGACCGUGAAUUUGAUAGCGAUGACGAUCUUCGAAGCCCUGCAAAACUUGUGAGGCGUAAGAGCCACGGAGAUGCUAUGCUGGGACCACGUUCGGCGAGGAACCUGAUUGCACCAAAAGAAUCAACUUUGAAGAACAAGUCUAAAUCGAAUACCGUGUCUAAUACGACUACACCAGCUAGGUCUCUGAAGGAUUUUGAUACGUCAAGCGGGACUCCAUCUAUCAAGGAGGCACAGGAGGAUGCAAACACAACUACUGCCACAUCAUCGAACAUGGAACCUCCUCCCCCCCGGAAACUUGAAGAACGGUUCUCGGCACUUCGUCAAUCUCCUAGCAAAUCACAGCUUUCGCCAACAACACCAUCGCAUGCUAGCGGUGCCAGAGAGCGACCAAUUUUAUCUCGCCACGCUUCAAGCCAGAAAUUCAGUUCCAAGCCGGUACCAGUCUCCCAAGUUGCCACCCAGGAUGGUGCAGGGCCUUCAAUCAUGUUUAUUGAUACCCCUUCCCCACCAACUAAACGCAAUCGUCUCCAAUCAGCGUAUCGCUCUUCCCAAGACAACAACGACGAUGCCACCUCAUCUAACAACCCUUCGUCGUCGCCACCUAAAUCUCUUGGGUCGACGUACUCUACACAAUCUCUCCCGUUGUCUUUCAACGAUCUACCAUGCCGAGCACAGCAUCUGAUCCUCAAUGAACUUAUGAGGCAGAAUAGCAAGGAUACUGCGGUGAUGUUUACGACGCUACCAAGCCCAUCGCCAGGGACGCAUCAAGAUGAGGAAGCUUGCGUAGCAUACAUUAGCGAUUUGGAGGUUCUAGGCCGGGGGUGCCCGCCAUGCUUGAUGGUGCACAGUAACAGCAUGACUGUUACGAUGAGCCUGUGAGUUUAUAGAGUGAUUUUCGUAGUUGGUUAUAAGCGUUGCACAAUGUUUCGGUGGUGUUUGGAUUGAUAGCGAAAUAAAUACCAAGAAUAGGUUGACAAGAGAUGUCAUUACAUAUGUAGAAGGUCAGGUAGACCCCAAUCUUUAGUUCUCGAGCUUGUCGUGGUUGUAUUAUGGUUAUUUCACGUAUUUAGAGCUAGUUCGGAGACAAGGACAAAUAGAAUUUAUAUUAAAAAGAG